Molecule: messenger RNA, 2334 nt
Organism: Panonychus citri (citrus red mite)
Lineage: Eukaryota; Metazoa; Arthropoda; Arachnida; Trombidiformes; Tetranychidae
Gene: AdoR
Product: octopamine receptor beta-2R-like
Exons: 3
Coding region: 505-2322 (605 amino acids)
Biological process (GO): adenylate cyclase-activating G protein-coupled receptor signaling pathway; G protein-coupled adenosine receptor signaling pathway
Cellular component (GO): membrane
Molecular function (GO): G protein-coupled receptor activity
Source: RefSeq, a predicted model, not a curated record
UUAAAUCUCAACCCAUUUAAUUGAAUUCCACUGAUUUUAUUAACUAAAGUCUACAUUGAUUAACUAUCAUCAUCUUCAUCGUCAUCACUUCAUCUUCCUCCUCUUGAUCAUCAUCAUCAUCAUCACAUCGUCAUCAUCUCUCUCCCCCUUUUCCUAUCUUUCUCCAUCAUCAUCAUCAUCAUCAUCCUCCCAACAGUUAGUCAACCUCAGUAUCUUCAAGUGAUAACUUCAGUUAUCAUCAUCUUUACAUUGUUAAUUAUUUAGUAUCAUUGUGUUAAUUAAUCAACAGUAAUCAUCUUGAGCAAAAAUUGAUUACACGAUGAGAAAAAUAAACAAUUAAUUUCAAAUGCUGAGUUACAAUCAGUUAAUCAAACUAACUAAUUUGAUGAUGAAACUUGUGACCGGAAACAAAUCAAGUAUUUGCUAAUCAAAAUGCUCAUUAAUUAGUGUUGAUGAUUAAAGAAUCACAUAUUGGUGAUCAAAGUGAUUAAGUUAAUUGUUAUCAUGGGUUACACCUUACCAGUCAAUUUGGUGGUAAGUAAUUCUCACUCUAUGAUAAUUGGAUCAUCUUCAUUGUCAAAUUCAACUUCAUCUUCCACCUCAACCGGAUCAUCUUCAUCUUCACCUUCAUCUUCAUCAUUAACUUCAUCCGCAUCAUCAUCUGCCUCUCAUUCAUCAGCUGAUUAUCAUCAACACAUGGAUACUCAUCAUCUCGCCCCUCAAUACAUUGUGGACAGUAUUCACAAUACCAAUGGUACUGUUUCCCUCCGUUUGCCGCUCGGCUAUACAAUAGUCGAGGUCGCAGUGGCCAUUUUGGCCUUUUUUGGUAAUUUAUUGGCGAUAAUUGUUUUCAUUCAAGAUCGUCGACUUCGUAAGGUCACUAAUUUUUACAUUGUUAGUCUUUCCCUUGCCGAUCUACUUGUCGGCCUUGUCGGUGUUCCCUCGGCCAUUUCAACGCGAAUUGGACUUCCUCGAGAUGCGUUCACCGGGUGUCUCACAAUGUUGUCCCUUCUCGUGGUACUUUGUACCAUCUCGAUACUCAAUCUGGUCGCUGUGUCACUCGAUCGACUCUGGGCCAUUUUAUAUCCGCUUAAUUAUCACUCGCGAAUGUCAAGCUCAGCGGCGAGAAUAAUUAUAAUUACCUGUUGGAUUAUCGGUGCACUGGUCGGGUUUUUGCCGCUUUUCGGCUGGAAUAAUGGACCUAAUCGGUCGCACGAAUGUUUCUUUCUCUCGAUUAUGGAUUACGAUUUUCUCGUCUUCUUAUUUUUUGCUACGAUUGUUUUUCCAGCGUUAAUUAUGUUUUUUGCUUACCUGAGGAUCUACCUGGUGGUGAUUCGCACUUCAACCUUGUUUGAUAAAAAUGGUUCAAAAAGAUCAGGGAACAAUUUAAUUAAACAGAAUAACAAUAAUAAUAAUUAUCCUCACAAUUGUGGAUCAACAUCAUCUUCAUUAUCUGGUAAAUUAUAUCAUCAUUAUCAUCAUCAUGCUAAUCAAAAUUAUCAUCGACAAUAUCUCAACAAUCAAUCAGCAUCAUCUUCAUCCUCAUCACCACCACAAUCAACAUCAACAACAACAACAACAAUAACCAAUGAUUCAAUUAAAACAACAAUUAAAUCAAGUUCCUGUCGUAGUUGUGAAAAUUGUUUAAUCAUGAUGAGAUUAUCAUCAAAAUGUUCAGAUAAAUCAUCACCACAAUCAACAAUUAACGGAUCAAUUGAAUCAUAUGAUCAAAGGAGAUUAACAUCAACAAGUUACCACCGGAGGGAAGUUAAAAAGGCCAGAAAAUUAGCAAUUAUCGUUAUAUUUUUCAUGCUCUGUUGGAUUCCCUUGUAUUUGAAUAAUACCCUGGAGGCAUUUUUCAGCCUUCGACAGCCCGAUUGGCUGGUGGACACUUUCAUUGUCCUCUCUCACCUUAAUUCCGCUGUUAAUCCACUUCUAUAUGCUUAUCAUAUGAAAGAUUUUCGGGAAUCAAUGAAACUUUUAUUGUGUCGGUGUAUUUUCAAACCAACGGGACUACGUGAUCAUCACCGACGACAAGAGUUAAUUACCGUUAGUGGUAAACAAUCAGCGUCACAAUUACAACAGUACAACAAUCAACUAACUCAUAAUCAGCAACAAGCAUCAUCUCAAGUUAAACAAUCAACCGAUUAUCAUCAAACUACCAAUGCAUCAACAUCUAAACAAUUUGAUCAAAGGCAACAAUUAACUGGCCACAAUUUAUGGACCCAAUCAACUAAUACUCCAAACACUUCACCGGAACAUGAAAUGAUUAACAAUUUAAACAGUAUUAAUAAUAUUGAAAUCAACAGUGAUAGAUAUUAAUUGUUGAUUAAC